AUGCGGCACAGAACUGAAGUUAUUUCCAGACAUAUUGUUGGAGCAGAUGGUGUAAACUCAUUAGUACGACAAACAAUGGGUACACAAUAUGUGAAAUGGGAUUAUAAUCAAAUGGGUAUAGUUGCUACUGUUAAAUUAUCAGAGUCCACAGAAAAUAUUGUUGCAUGGCAAAGAUUUUUACCAUCUGGACCAAUAGCACUACUUCCAUUAACAAAUUGUCUUAGUUCUCUUGUAUGGUCAUUACCAACAGAUGAAGCAAAAAGACUUUUGCAAGUUUCAGAAGAAGAAUUUGUUGAUAAUUUAAAUAAUGCUUUAUGGAAAAUUUAUCCAAAAGAUGGUAUAGUUGAAAGUGGUUUGCGAGCACUUCAACAAUUACUUGAAAGUUUAUCUUUACAAACUGGAGUAGUGAGACAAUUACAACCAUCGGUAUCAGAUAUUUCAAAAGGAUCUCGUGCAGCCUUUCCUUUGCAAUUUGGUCAUUCUGUAUCUUAUGCUCAAACAGGAACUGUUUUAGUAGGUGAUGCAGCACAUAGAGUCCAUCCAUUAGCUGGUCAAGGUGUAAAUUUAGGUUUUGGAGAUGUAACAGCCUUGGUUCAACUUCUUGCAGAAGCAGUUAUAAAUGGAAUUUCUUUAGGGAACAUAAUGUAUUUAAAGAAAUAUGAAACAUUAAGACAACGAUACAAUGUUCCAAUGAUGCUUGCUAUUGAUGCACUGCAUCGAUUAUACAAAGGAACUGCAGCUCCUAUUGUACUAGCUAGAAGUUUGGGAUUACAAUUGACAAAUGCUGUCCCAGUGAUAAAGAGAGCAUUGAUAGAACAUGCAUCUGGACAAAUAAAGAAUCAGUGA
Molecule: messenger RNA, 846 nt
Organism: Bombus terrestris (buff-tailed bumblebee)
Lineage: Eukaryota; Metazoa; Arthropoda; Insecta; Hymenoptera; Apidae
Gene: Coq6
Product: ubiquinone biosynthesis monooxygenase COQ6, mitochondrial
Exons: 6
Coding region: 1-846 (281 amino acids)
Biological process (GO): ubiquinone biosynthetic process
Cellular component (GO): mitochondrion
Molecular function (GO): oxidoreductase activity, acting on paired donors, with incorporation or reduction of molecular oxygen, NAD(P)H as one donor, and incorporation of one atom of oxygen; FAD binding
Source: RefSeq, a predicted model, not a curated record